This is a messenger RNA of Phyllostomus hastatus (greater spear-nosed bat), 2196 nucleotides long. RefSeq names its product calcyon neuron specific vesicular protein (gene CALY). Bases 283 to 966 code for a protein of 227 amino acids. Lineage: Eukaryota; Metazoa; Chordata; Mammalia; Chiroptera; Phyllostomidae. Gene Ontology annotation, molecular function: clathrin light chain binding. Gene Ontology annotation, cellular component: endosome; membrane. Gene Ontology annotation, biological process: endosomal transport; clathrin coat assembly; G protein-coupled dopamine receptor signaling pathway. The transcript is spliced from 6 exons. The record is from RefSeq and is a predicted model, not a curated record.
UGCGAGGCCCGGUGUAGCUCCGGUGCGGGGCAAGCGCCGGGCGCCCCUCCCCCAGCCUCCGUCUCCCCAGCAACAGUAGCCUCGGUCUGGGGCUCAGCCCCUCCCCCGCCCCGCCCCAGCUGCGGCUGCGAAGCGUCUGGAACCGCAUCCCUGCCGGGAGACCGCAUCCCGCCGCAGCAGCCCGUCGGAGCCACCCGUGAGCCAUCUCCACACUUCUCCCUGUGGAGCGAAGAGGGGGCGGGGGGCGUGCGCAGGUGACCAGGACAAGGACCACCUCCCACCAUGGUGAAGCUGGGCUGGAGCUUCUCCGGCAAGCUGGGCAAAGACCUUGGGGCCCAGGACGGGGCUGCCAUGGACAGUGUCCCUCUGAUCAGCCCCCUGGACGUCAGCCAGCUCCAGCCGUCGUUCCCUGACCAGGUGGUCAUCAAGACCCAGACAGAGUACGGACUGCCCUCCACAGGCCAGCUGAAGAAGUUCCCGGACCUGGAGGCCCAGAAGUUGGCUGGCACCAACUCAGAGGAAAGACACGGGAUGCCCGCAGCGCGGAUGAUCGCCUUUGCCAUGGCGCUGCUGGGCUGCGUCCUGAUCAUGUACAAGGCCAUCUGGUACGACCAGCUCGCCUGCCCCGAUGGCUUCCUGCUGCGGCACAGGAUGUGCACCCCGCUGACCCUGGAGAUGUACUACUCGGAGCUGGACCCCGAGCGCCACCGCCGCAUCAUGGCCGCCCUGGGCGCCUACCAGCCCAGCGGAAAGCCGGGCGCCGAGCUGCCCGCGCCCUGGAGGCCCAGCCGCCGCGCGGGCAAGGAGGCACCCAAGGAGGCUCCGAAGGAGGCGCCCAAGGCGGCCGCCCAGGCGGGCACAGCCACGGCCACCGUGCCCCCCGGGAAGCCCGCCACGGGUGGAGAGAAGGACCCCGCGGUGCCGCCGGAGGGGAGCGCGCCACCCCCCGCCCCCGCCCCGCAGUGAUGGCCCGCGCGCAGCCCGGCAGCGCCCCGACCGCGGCACCUGUGACCGCCCCUCUGACGCCGCCCCGCCUCGUGGUCGUGCCCCGUCCCCUGGACCCCGCUGACGCCCGCCGCCCGGCGCCCCACGCUCUGUCGCUUUUCUCUGAGUAAAGAUUCACAUCCACGCCCACCUGACCUCCGUUUCUCCUGAGCAUGCUUGUCCCGCCGACCUCUCCCUGCACUCCCGCCCCACCUGGGUGACCCCGCCUCAACUCCCCACUGCCGAGGGACCCCUGGACUCCGGGGGCGGGGCCGUGAGCUGGGUCCUGGGCACCCGGUUCACGCAGGCAGGCAGAGAGCGGCCCUGCGCGUCUGCCUCGGGCCGGAGCCACCGCGUCCAGGGCCUGUGGCUUCUAGCGGCUACAGUGCAGUCACCUCGCCUGCACCCACGGGAGCCCGGGGUCUGCCCUGGCACCAGGCAGCACCCACAGCUUCCUGCCCCCAACCGUUCCCCCAGACUGGAGGGGCACAUGGGGCCUGUCAGAGGGGUGGGGGUGAGGCCAUUGCUGGGGUUUGGGAGGGCCAGGCGGCCCCAUCACACCCCCCUCCCCUGGCCUUGGAGGGGAGGUGAGGGUCUGAGGGGCCACCGACCCCAGAGCUAUCAAAUGUUCUCGCCCAUCCUGGCGGCUCGCAUCCGGCAGCUCCGGAAACAGCCCCCUUCGUGGCAGCCCCCACCCCCCUCUGCUUCUGGCCGUGGGGCUCCCUGGGUAUGCCCCAGCCUGGGCAGGCCAGACCUGUGUCCCCCUCACCCCCAGCACCUGUCCUCCUCUUGUGGCUUUGAUGCUGGGCCCAGGUCCUCCACCUGGUGGGAGGUGAGCACAGGCCUCACGACUGGGCGCAGGCUGGAGGUGGGGGUGACAGAGCCUGGGGAGCUCUCGCAGCCAGAGGAGCCAGCUGCUGUGCCCAAGGGCACAGGUGUGCACAGCACGCAGGGGUCAGGGUUCUGGGGGAACCCCCCCACCCCCAGCAUGGAACCCCGUGACAUGGAUGAGAGCCCGGAACAGUCUCAGUGGGUGUUCGGGGACCCAUCUAGAGCCAGUGUCAGUGAGUCUGACCCGGAGCUGGGCACUGGGGCCAGGCAGUUCCCGGGGUCCUGGCAGGGGGACAACCUCCAGGCCUGGGUGGCAAGCUGGGGGGUGCAGGCAGCACAGGACCAGGGAGCGGUGCCCAGGAGGUGGAAGUGUGAGGGAAA